Molecule: messenger RNA, 1011 nt
Organism: Hirsutella rhossiliensis
Lineage: Eukaryota; Fungi; Ascomycota; Sordariomycetes; Hypocreales; Ophiocordycipitaceae
Product: zinc-binding dehydrogenase domain-containing protein
Exons: 2
Coding region: 1-1011 (336 amino acids)
Molecular function (GO): oxidoreductase activity
Source: RefSeq, a predicted model, not a curated record
AUGGCGGCCACCAUGAAGGCGAUCGACAUCAGGGGCGGCAAGGGUGAGCGGGACGCUCUCUUCGUCAAUGCCGAGACGCCCAAGCCCGCGCCCGCACAGGGCCAGGCACUCGUCAAGGUCAGGGCCUUUGGCAUCAACCGCAUGGACAUCAUCCAGCGCCGCGGCAACUACCCGGUGCCGCCCCAGGCCCCGCCAACCCUCGGCGUCGAGUUCAGCGGCGUCGUCGAGGCCCUGGGCGCCGGGGACCACGGCGACUUCCACGUCGGCGCUGAGGUGUUUGGCCUGGCCUACGGCGGCGCCUACGCAGAGUACGUGGCCGUCAGCUCCAAGAUGCUCAUCCACAAGCCCCAUGCCCUCUCCUGGGAGCAGGCCGCCGCCGUGCCCGAGGCCUGGAUCACCGCCACGCAGGCGCUGCACCUCGUCCUCGGCUUCGCCCGCGGCAAGUCCAUCCUGUGGCACGCUGGCGCCUCGGGUGUCUCCAUAGCCGGCAUCCAGCUGUCCCACCUUGCCGGCGCCUCGCGCGUCUACGCCACCGCCGGCUCCGACGAGAAAUGCCGCCUCAUCACCGAGCGCCUCGGCGCCGCCGCCGCCUUCAACUACAAGACGCAGGAUUGGGUGGCCGCCCUGCGCGAGGAGACGGCCGGCCAGGGCGUCGACUAUAUUGUCGACUUUGUCGGCGCCGACUACUUCCAGAAGAACCUCGACGCCGCCGCGCGUGACUGCCGCAUCGUCCUGCUCGGCACCCUGAGUGGCGGCAAGCUCCCCGACGGCGCCGACAUUUCGCCCAUUCUCUACAAGCGCAUCCGCAUCGAGGGAAGCACCCUGCGCAGCCGCGACGAGGAGUACCAGGGCAGGCUGCGUGAUAGGCUCGAGUCGUACAUGCAGGACUUUGAGGCAGGCCACCUGCAGAUUGUCGUUGACAAGGUGCUGCCCUGGGAGCAGAUCCAGGAGGCCCAUGCCCACAUGGAGCAGGCCCAGAACUCGGGCAAAAUCGUGUGCACCAUUCCGUAA